This is a messenger RNA of Rhagoletis zephyria (snowberry fruit fly), 1168 nucleotides long. RefSeq lists its product as uncharacterized. Lineage: Eukaryota; Metazoa; Arthropoda; Insecta; Diptera; Tephritidae. The record is from RefSeq and is a predicted model, not a curated record.
UUUGCAUGGCUGCAUUUUAAGCCACAAGAAACAUUAUAACAUAUUUAUGUUAUGUUAAAGAUUACAUCCCUGUGUACAUUGUUUCAGUUAUCGAAGGGUGUGGCAUUCUUGGGUGUAGAUUUUUGAAACUUAGUAGCUUUUACGUUGCCACUAAUUGCAAAUUAAACACAUGCUUAUAAAUAAUCACUUACCUUAAUAACUUUUUUAUGACUUAACUAAUUAACAACAUGAUUUAAAAAAAUAAAUAAAAAUAAUAAAUACAAACAUACAUACAUACUUAUGAAUGAAGUAUAUCCAUCUGGUCAGAGUACAUAUAAUUUUACAUGUACAAAUCCAAGAUGAGCGAUCCAUCCAAAAAGAAAAGUAUAUAUAAAAGUAAUACCGAUUUUCAAGGCGUGCCAUUUGAUUGUGGGAUUUUGGAACCCAAAAUUGAUAACCUCCAAAUAGAAGUUAAAGUAUUGCAAGGUUGUAGCUAUGAAAAGCCUCCUUAAAAAUGGUGGUGUAGUAAAAAACCUGCAAAAUAUUUUGAGCACAGCCAUUACUGCAGACUACAACUUAUAUGGAAUACAUGGCAAGAAGAGCCUUAAAGACGUCUCACAUUUUUAUGCUGCUCUGAAGGCAUCUUUUGUGGCCCCAGCAGGGAAAAGUGUGGAAGAUCAGCUGCGUCGCGCCAUUCAAAAUCAAAAAAAAAAAAAUACUUCAAGUCCUUAGCAACAGCGAAGAGCGAUUAGUGUUUCUAAUAUUUUUAUACAAUUUUAUUGGGUUUUUUUUGAUAGUGCAUUUUGAAUUUCCGGCACAUAAUUUAAUAUCCAAGUUAAUUUAAAAUUUCGAUUAUAAAAAUGUUGUUAUCAGCGGUUCGCGUUUGAAAGGAAAUCAAAAAUAUGUAAAAUAUGUAAUGUAAUAUUUUAAAAUCUGAAAGGUACUUCAAGUGCUUAGCAUUAGCGAUGACCGAUUAGUGUUUGUAAUACUUUUUUACAACUUUAUUAACUGAUUUUUUCUAGUGCAUUUUGAAUUCCCGGCACAUAAUUUAAUAUCCAAGUUAAUUUAAUAUUUCGGUUAUAAAAAUAUUGUUAUCCGCAGAUCAUGAUAUAUACAGUGAGUUUCAGUAAAAUUCGAACAGUAAAUUUCAUUCCAUAUAUUUUUUUUUGUAAUUUAAUAAAUUUUUUAU